AUGAAAGCCUUCAGUCUUCUCUUGGCUGUGCUUUUUCUGUUCUGGACACCUUCUGCUGAGCUCAGGACUCUCCGUUUGGGAAGCUGUGUGAUCACCGCAAACCUCCAGGCCAUUCGAAAUGUAUUUUCUGAGAUUCGGGACAGCGUGCAAGCCAGAGACGAGAACAUUGACAUGAGAAUCUUAAGGAACACGGGAUCUUUGCAAGACACAAAGCCUUCAGAUAGAUGCUGCCUCCUCCGUCAUUUGCUGAGACUCUACUUGGACAGGGUAUUCAAAAACUACCAGACCUCUGACCACCAUACCCUACGGAUAAUCAGCAAUCUCGCCAAUUCCUUUCUUACCAUCAAGAAGGACCUCGGGAUUUGUCAUGAUCAUAUGACAUGCCACUGUGGGAAAGAAGCAACAGAGAAAUACAGACAAAUUCUGCAUCACUUUGAAGAGCUUGAGCCUCAGGCAGCAGUAGUGAAGGCUUUGGGGGAACUAAACAUUCUUCUGAGAUGGAUGGAGGAGAUGAAAUAA
Molecule: messenger RNA, 519 nt
Organism: Jaculus jaculus (lesser Egyptian jerboa)
Lineage: Eukaryota; Metazoa; Chordata; Mammalia; Rodentia; Dipodidae
Gene: Il20
Product: interleukin 20
Exons: 5
Coding region: 1-519 (172 amino acids)
Molecular function (GO): signaling receptor binding
Source: RefSeq, a predicted model, not a curated record